AUGGAACGAACGAACUCAGCGUGCUGUGUGAGCGGGACGCUGUACAUGCUGCUGGCCUCGGUGACGGGGGGAUGGGGCUGCCUCUACUCCUGCUGCUACCGCUCCAGGCUGCGGGAGCAGUACGGGCUCAAGGAGAAGCCCUGCGCCGACUGCUGCGUCCACUGGUCCUGCGAGUUCUGCGCCCUGUGCCAGGAGUACCGCGAGCUCAAGAACCGCGGCUUUGACAUGCGCCUCGGGUGGCACGCCAACAUGGAGAAGAUGGGGAAGAGCGCUGCCACCGUCGCGCCUCAGGCUUACUCGGGGAUGACUCGCUAG
Molecule: messenger RNA, 315 nt
Organism: Triticum turgidum subsp. durum (durum wheat)
Lineage: Eukaryota; Viridiplantae; Streptophyta; Magnoliopsida; Poales; Poaceae
Source: the annotation of a GenBank genome assembly